AUGGCUGCAGCAUCUAAUCAAUCCUCUUCCACUUCAGAAGAGAACUCCAUCAACAACACAAUGGCAAUAUUAAUGAAGGAGAAGAAUAUUGUAAAACCUCGACCUACAAACUCCAAAACCUCAACUUUCAAGCUCUCCAAGGAUGCUUCUUUUCGCGGGUCGAAGUUACAAGAACAUGAUUUUAUCAACCCUACAACGAAUAUGGUGGAAGGUUCGUCUUCAUCAAGUUUGAUUAAUACUAAGUCUAAGAAAGUAGACGAUACUGGAAAAAAGUCGUUGAAUAAAUUCUCAUGCAAAAUUUGUAAAAAUCAAUUUUCAUCUUGGCAAGCUUUAGGAGGGCACCAAAACGCUCAUAAAAAAGAGCGUGCGUUCGCAAAACAUGUCGGAGAGAUAAACAACGAUUUCGAGACUCUUCAUCAUCCUUUGCCUCACCACAACAAUUAUCCUAGUCUUUCUACAAGUCAUUAUAAUGGAUUUAGAUUUAAACCAUAUAAUAGACCACUUGGAAUUAACAUGGAAUCUAUGAUUCACAAGCCGAGGCCAAGUUAUUCAUGGAUCACACCUCCUUUUAAUUUUUGUCCUACUUCUACUUCUGCAUGGACACCAAUGCAAGAGAUGAAAACCUUUUCUUUUCUUGAUGGAUCAAAGAAUGAGACUUUUAAUGUAAAUAAUGGAAAUAGUGUAACUCCAACUUUGAGGAAUUUUCUAAAGAACUUAGAAGUUGGUCUUGGAGAGUCUUCAAAUUCUAUGGAAGAGAAUUCAAUUGUAGUUGGCACAAGUGAUUGUGAUAAUCAUUGCACUAAUUUGGAAGAAACCUCUGAAUCGGUUGAGCUUGAUUUGUCACUUAAACUUUGA
Messenger RNA from Vicia villosa (hairy vetch), 855 nucleotides. Its product is annotated as zinc finger protein GIS-like. Gene Ontology annotation, biological process: negative regulation of abscisic acid-activated signaling pathway. The record is from RefSeq and is a predicted model, not a curated record. Lineage: Eukaryota; Viridiplantae; Streptophyta; Magnoliopsida; Fabales; Fabaceae. The transcript has a single exon. Bases 1 to 855 code for a protein of 284 amino acids.